Molecule: messenger RNA, 654 nt
Organism: Ostertagia ostertagi
Lineage: Eukaryota; Metazoa; Nematoda; Chromadorea; Rhabditida; Trichostrongylidae
Source: the annotation of a GenBank genome assembly
AUGUGCGCUCAACCGUCUUCGGUGUCAUCCGUCCAUUCGACGCAUAAUUCGUCGCUAGAAAUGGCAAGUGGAGCGGGACCUUCAAGUCAAGCUCCAUAUGCAAGCCUUGCACCGCUUUCGGUAAACGCAUCAACUGUCCAUUCUGAUCCCAGCACGCCCUUAAGGCCAUCGUGUCAAGGUUGUCAGCAACAACAGCAGCAAAUGGCUGCGAUGCAUUCGAUGUCGUUUUCAACAAAUCCUUACGCAAGUAUGACCACGGCUACGCAUCCGCAACCAUACUCGGCUUACCCGGCCGCCUUCGACGCAUUUCGAUCGACUGCUCCUGCUGGAUUUGCAAGGUGCGAAUCCGUUACUGGCAACGUUGGUACCGCCCACUAUUUGUGCUGCCAAGGGACCAGCAAUGGGCUCAAUGAUGCCAACAAACCCUGCCGCUUUUCCGUAUCCGUAUCCCAACGGUAUGGCCUCCAGUGGAACGUCCGAUCCAGUCAACGCGCAGGAGCAUGGCCGCGGUAUCCGCAAGGAAUGGCGCCGUUCGGAGGCGCUGCUGGCAACCCGGCAGCAUUUCCGGUAGGCCCGUCUGCAACGGAGUUCAUGUUCAAUUCGGCCGCAGCUGGUUAUUUUAGCAACGGUUCGUAUCCUUUUCAACAUAGCUAA